Molecule: messenger RNA, 2245 nt
Organism: Thecamonas trahens ATCC 50062
Lineage: Eukaryota; Apusomonadida; Apusomonadidae
Exons: 2
Coding region: 17-2230 (737 amino acids)
Biological process (GO): lysosomal transport
Molecular function (GO): D-mannose binding; signaling receptor activity
Source: RefSeq, a predicted model, not a curated record
CUCUAAUUCUCUCUCCAUGCGAGUCCUGUUGCUCUGCUGCGUUGCGCUGCUUGCGCUGGCGCAUAGCGGGCAGGCCAUUGACUGCCGAGACAAUCUUGUCGAUAACGACGACGUGUACUCUCUCUCCAAGCUCACCGGCACCUUCUCUGUCUCUGAUGGCAAUACCAUGUACACCCUCUCCCUCUGCGAGCCCAUGUCCUGUGGUGGUGAAUCGGGCUAUGCUGGAUGCCAGAAGACCGCCAGUGGGCACGAGUACGGGAUGGGCAAGCAAGGGACGAUCAUGUACUCGUUCGACGUGCCCCAGGACCAGGACGGUGUGCGGAUGGCGUUUACGCAUGGCAUGGAGUGCUCGAACCAUGAUCAGCGGCAGUUUGCGGUCAAUGCGGUGUGCGCCGACGAGGGCGAGGCCGACACGCUCAUGUAUGACGGUGAGACGUCGCACUGCAAGUACGAGUUUACGCUGCGGACGACCAAGGCGUGCCCGAAGCCUGCGAGCGGCCCGCCGCCGCCGGUCGGGUGCGACGCAUGGUCGCCGAUCGGCUCGCAGGUGGUGUACGAGCCCAAGAAGCUGACGCUGCCGUCCGGCGAGACGUACACUACGCAGAUGGACACGACGAACGAAAUUUUUGAGUUUGACCUCAACGUGUGCGGGCCAGUCGAGUGCGAGGGCGCCGACAUGACGGACCCGCCUGCCGUGUGCCAGACGACCGGCUCGCGCAAGCACUUCUCGCUGGGCAAGGUGGCGUCGACCACGUUCUCUGCGCUGACGUCGGAACGAGCCGGGUACCGGAUCGAGGUGAGCAACGGCGACCGCUGCCACGACGGGACGCCGCGGCAGUCGCGGAUCACGGUCUUCUGCUCGCCCGAGGACGUUGAGCCGCGGCUGUUGUACAUGGGCGAGCUGUCGCAUUGCGAGUACGAUUUCUCGCUGUACGCAGCAGACGGGUGCCCGAAGGAGGUUGCCCCGCCUUCGCCUGUGCCGACCUCCGAAUGCCCUGAGAUUCUUGCGACCGACGACGCGUUCCACUACGCACCAAAGUCUGUGGCGAUGCCGGCAUCGUCACCGUACACGACCAAGGGGAUGGGCGACGAGGGGACUGAGUACCUGUACGAGGUCAACGUGUGCGGUACCGUUGCCGGAUGCUACCCAUCGAACUCGGCGAGCGGCAACCACAUCGCGGCGUGCCAGACGAACAAGGACGUGUCGCCGGAGAUCCAGUUCUCGCUGGGGUCGUCGACAUCGGUGGCGGUGGAGGAGCUCAUGCCGCCUGGUGAGGGCUUCAAGGUGACGUACACCGGCGGCGACGGGUGCUCGUCGAAUGACGAGCGCCGAACGGUCAUCUACGCGCACUGCGUCCAGGUGAGCGGCGACGCGAUCCCGCCUGCAGAGCUGGUGUUUAUCGGCGAGACCUCGCACUGCAUCUACGAGUUUGACCUCUACACCCCGGAUGCGUGCCCGAUUCCCAACGCACCGCCGCCGCCGCCGGUGACGUGCUCGGCGGCGUCGCUGCCGUCGGCCAAGCACCCGGGCAAGGUGUACGAGUUCCACAAGCUCGCGCGUGGGUCGACGGCGGCGCAUCACAUGGCAGGCAUCCAGAUUGGCGACGAUGUGUACGAUUUUACGUCGAACAUCUGCGCGCCGGUCGACUGCACGGCGCGGAGGGACAAAUCGAUCUCGCCGGCCGGGUGCCAGAUCCUGAUGGAGGCGGUCGCAUCAGACGACGACCAUGCGCCAACAUCGAGCCAGGCGCACAUGUAUGCGCUCGGUGACCUCUCCACUGCCACGUUGGAGGAGAACGACUCGGGUGACGGCUACGUGGUGACCUACACCGGCGGUGACGAGUGCCACUCGGGCGACCGGCGCCAGCUCAACAUCCACGUUCUCUGCGACGAGGGCGCGAAUGAGGCUGUGGCCUCGUUUGAGGAAGAGUCCUCGCACUGCGUGUACGACGUCAUCAUCCACGCGUCUAACGGCGCGUGCGCCGUGCCGGCUCCGACGCCGUCGCCCGACUCGUCGGGCAUGUCGGGCGUCGCCAUCUUCUUUAUUGUCGUCAUUGUUGUCGUCAUCGCGUCGGUCGGUUCCCUCCUUGCGUACCAGACGUACUUUAAGGGCGAGCCGGCGUCUGCACUGCUCGACUGCGAGUUCCUCGCAGGCUGCUCUAACCCGUGUGCUUCUCGGCCGGCGUACCAGUUUGAGCGCCUUGCGACCGAGGACCCCGACGACUUGUAAACGCCGUGUAUGCGA